Molecule: messenger RNA, 8081 nt
Organism: Onychostoma macrolepis
Lineage: Eukaryota; Metazoa; Chordata; Actinopteri; Cypriniformes; Cyprinidae
Gene: mslna
Product: mesothelin a
Exons: 66
Coding region: 39-7625 (2528 amino acids)
Biological process (GO): cell-matrix adhesion
Cellular component (GO): cell surface
Source: RefSeq, a predicted model, not a curated record
GAUACUCCUGCCACAGGAUCAGUGGUGGCAGUGUGAAAAUGGCGCGCACUCAGUUUUCCGCGCUGUUUGUUUUAAGUGUCAUCACAGUGAUAAGUGGCCAGUGUCUGGUGGAGUUUCAAAAUGGCACAGUUUCCAAUAAUGGUUCCACAUGCACCUCAUUCUCACAGUCAACAUUCAGCAACACUACCACCUGCUCCUGGAAACAGCUUUCAGACUCAUCACAGGGAAAUCUCACAAAUAUCAAAGCAUUUACAGACGCUGCCUUUGAUUUGUACUCAUUGCUGAGAUCUAGACUUGACGUCAGUCAUGUCGUGAACUAUAUCAAUCAAGUCAGGACGAAAGGCCCAAUAGUGGGUUCACUGAAAGAUGUGGAUUUUGCGAGGCUCUGGUUCCAAGUGAAGCUCAGUCCGCACCUGUCAUCGCUGUCCAGAGACACGCUCUCCUGUCUGAGUCAAAGCAACCUCACCUGCAUGAGCUUCCAAGAACUAGUGAAGGAUCUAAGCUUGCAGAUUGGUCCUGCGAGGCAAAGGAUGGUGUAUCAGAACUUCAUAAAACCUUUUCUGGCGAGAAAUACAGCUGAUGCUGGCUGUGUCAACAGUACAAGCAGCGCUGGGGAAUGGCUUCAGCUGAACUUCCAAACAUUCUCUGCUAGCGCAAGUCUAAGAGAUUUCAUAGCUCUGAAUCCAAAGUUUGAUGGGCUGCUUGUCCUAGAUAAGCUCACCCCAGAGCAGAAAGCUGAGCUGAUCUUUCGGAUGGAAGAAUCUGCUAAACUAAACCUCAGUGUCAUCACUCAGAUCUUCCAGAGUGUGCUGCCGCCGCUCACUAACAUGCCGCUUUACACGGCCAAUAAUCUCAGCGAUUUCCUGGUUUCUUUGAGACCAUUGGGAAUAUUCAUCAGAGCAUGCAUGAACAUUUCUCAGACGACUGUCAGCAAUAUCAGAAACGAAACGAUACAGCAUCUGGUGAACUGGGCCAUGAACUUUGACAACCAAAUCUCAAUAAAUAAUUUCAGCAUCAGCAACUUCAGUGAUUGGUUACAUUUUGUGGUUCUUCCUGUGAUGAAGAAAUCUCUGCAAGCUAACCAGAUUUUAUCAAAUUACACAGCAUUCGACUCUGUUUUUCCUGCAGAACCUGAAAUCACAGAACCCAUCGACAAUUGUAAAGUCACCAGCAAUAACAGUUCCUGUCAUACAUCACAGAUUGAAGAGAAUCUGGCAAAAACAAUUAAUUGUGUCGCACAAUCAAAUCUGAGAUUCACUGAGGAAGACCUGAAACUUCUGAUUACUGAACUCUCCAGAUCACUGCAGAUGGAGCAGUCUAGAGCGGUGACAAACUCAUCUCAAAGCAACCUCAGUACGUUGUUUGCAGAACUGCCAGCAGAAAGCUUCACAUCUGGAAAUCUCGAGGAUCCUGACUUCAUGAGUUUCUGGUUCCAAAUCAAGAUGAAGCCCCUGCUACCUGAAAUUCCACGUGAAUUCCUGUCCUGCAUCAACACACGUGCCUUCAGCUGUCAGGCCUACAGGGCACUCUAUGUGGAGCUAAAUAAUAAUUCUGGACUGAUGAACAGUGCGACACAGAGAUUUGUCCUCAAUGACUUCAUUCGUUCAUUCCUGUCACAACAUCAAAACACAGGUGUCGACUGCACAUUGCCAUUUAACAACAGUGUGGACUUCAUCCUGCAAAACUUUGGCAGUUUCUCUCCGUUGGCACAGCUUCAAGAUUUCUCCAGUCUCAGCCGCAAUUUUUCAGCUGUGGAUGCUGUUUCUGUUCUCACAAUGGGGCAACUGGGUGAACUGGUGUUCAGUCCUCCUGCUAGACCAGAAGACAGAGGAAACAUCCUCACUAAAGUCUUUGACUUCCUUCUUCAAGCCUCCAACAGAGACAAACUAAACAACUUCCUCCCCGCUCUUCAGACACAGGCCAGAAAGGCGAACUUCAGAUGUGAAAACUACAGAGUCAUUUUUGACAGGAUGGAUAAGACAUUAUCAUCAGUCGCUCCGAACCAGUCUGAAGCCCUGCUGACGAUCAGAGACUCGGUGAUGAUGAUUCCUCCUGAUGAGUGCAUUGAGAGAACGAGCCAAUGCACAACAACUCCUGUAAAUGAGACUGUCCUCUGUGCAAGUGUCAACAGCUCUGCUGUGGAUCAGUUCUUGAGCGGAGCGGCUCCAAACACAGCAGGACUUUGUAACUUCACUGUGUUGCAGUUCGCCUGUCUCCCAGCGCUGUCACAGUUAAACUCUCAACAAGUGGCUGACCUGUUAGCUUGCAAACUGUCCAGCAAUGUGACAAAAGAAACCUGGAAGCUUUUCUUCACCAAAACCAGCACAAACCUUGAUGAUGCACUGCUGAAAUUUUCCAACAAGGCUCCCAGUGUCAGCAAUGUGUCUUUGUCCGAUGUGCUGGAUGUGAUUGAUGACGUCCGGAUCAGUCGCUUAAGUCCCCAGAGACUGAAAGAUCCUGUCUUCAUUCAGUCAUGGUUCCAGGGGCGACUAAAACCCUUCUUACCAUCAGUAUCUCAAAGACUCCUGUCCUGCCUCAGCACCAAAAACUUCACCUGUGAAAGUUACCGCACUAUCUAUGUGGAGCUAAAUAAUAAUUCUGGACUGAUGAACAGUGCGACACAGAGAUUUGUCCUCAAUGACUUCAUUCGUUCAUUCCUGUCACGACAUCAAAACACAGGUGUCGACUGCACAUUGCCAUUUAACAACAGUGUGGACUUCAUCCUGCAAAACUUUGGCAGUUUCUCUCCGUUGGCACAGCUUCAAGAUUUCUCCAGUCUCAGCCGCAAUUUUUCAGCUGUGGAUGCUGUUUCUGUUCUCACAAUGGGGCAACUGGGUGAACUGGUGUUCAGUCCUCCUGCUAGACCAGAAGACAGAGGAAACAUCCUCACUAAAGUCUUUGACUUCCUUCUUCAAGCCUCCAACAGAGACAAACUAAACAACUUCCUCCCCGCUCUUCAGACACAGGCCAGAAAGGCGAACUUCAGAUGUGAAAACUACAGAGUCAUUUUUGACAGGAUGGAUAAGACAUUAUCAUCAGUCGCUCCGAACCAGUCUGAAGCCCUGCUGGCGAUCAGAGACUCGGUGAUGAUGAUUCCUCCUGAUGAGUGCAUUGAGAGAACGAGCCAAUGCACAACAACUCCUGUAAAUGAGACUGUCCUCUGUGCAAGUGUCAACAGCUCUGCUGUGGAUCAGUUCUUGAGCGGAGCGGCUCCAAACACAGCAGGACUUUGUAACUUCACUGUGUUGCAGUUCGCCUGUCUCCCAGCGCUGUCACAGUUAAACUCUCAACAAGUGGCUGACCUGUUAGCUUGCAAACUGUCCAGCAAUGUGACAAAAGAAACCUGGAAGCUUUUCUUCACCAAAACCAGCACAAACCUUGAUGAUGCACUGCUGAAAUUUUCCAACAAGGCUCCCAGUGUCAGCAAUGUGUCUUUGUCCGAUGUGCUGGAUGUGAUUGAUGACGUCCGGAUCAGUCGCUUAAGUCCCCAGAGACUGAAAGAUCCUGUCUUCAUUCAGUCAUGGUUCCAGGGGCGACUAAAACCCUUCUUACCAUCAGUAUCUCAAAGACUCCUGUCCUGCCUCAGCACCAAAAACUUCACCUGUGAAAGUUACCGCACUAUAACUACUGCUUUUGUGAACUCACCUCUACGAGAUGGACAAGACAUUUGCAAUCCACUGCAACCCAAUGGCACUCAAACACAGGCUGACCUGAUCUACACAAACUUCAUGAAAGCCUUCCUCUAUCGCAAUGACAUUGGUGAUCCCGGGUGCCUUAAAGACACUGCCGGCAGUGUGCAGUGGGUCAACAGAACCUUUGGGCCAUUCGUUCAGUCAGCUUCCCUAAAGGACCUUGUGGCACUGAACAAAAACUUCAUAGCGGUGGAUGUUCUACCUCUUCUGAGUUUAAGACAACUAUUUGAGUUUUCUGUAACUCCUGGUGCACUAACUGAUCCUCAAAGCGUCAUCAAUGUCAUGCAGCAUGUUAAAGAUUGCCAGCUUCCUGCUUUCUUUGACCUCUUUUCCCCAAAAGUGCAGGACAUCCUGCUCACACAAGAUGUAAGAGCAGCACUGAUUAAACAGAUAUUUGACAGAGCCAGCCUGUCUAAUCCAAGCAUCACUAAUCAAGAAGUUGAAGUCUGGAUCCAGCGUAGACUAAAACCUCUGUUAGCCAACCUUUCAGAAAGCCUUGUGUCUCCGUUUUUCACCAUCCUCAACACAAGGGACUGCAAUAUCACUCAAACAGCUCUGGGGCUUUUAGAUGUUGCUCAACCUUCAUUAUCCAUAAACACCACAAAUGCAAUAUACCGUAACAUCCUUCAAUCCAUCAAAGGGCCACAGUCUCUGAGGUGCUACAGAAAUAACAGCUUUAUCAUGUUCCUAAACGAAAGCCUGUACGGCUUUGGGCCGCUUCCAAAUGUGAACACCUUCCUCUCUCUGAUACCACCAACUCGGAAAUCUGAGAUUGUAAACUCUAUAGCUCCUUCUGAGCUAGGAAGCUACUUGAGACAGCCAGAAGUGGUGAACAACGAUUCACAAAUCUGUGCCAUCUUUAACAGCUUUGCUAAAACCCCUGAGUUCUUGGAAACCGAAGAUGUUCCAGAUAAUGUUAAAAGCGUCAUCCUUCCCUGUGUCUGGCCUCUGGCGUUGACAAGUGACAAUGAGACAGAGGCUGAUUUGUGGUUUAACCGUAGACUGAAGCUCUACUUGAAGUUCCUGAACAAAGAUCUAAUAGGGUCAAACGUCACACUGAGCGCAUCUUGCCAAUCAUACAAGAAAAUGGUCGUUGUUUUAGGCAGAGAUUUCACCUUUACUGGUUCUCAGAUUACCACUCAGGAUGUGUACAACACCAUCAAGACAUAUCUGAAAACAGACACUGAAGCAAAAUGCUACAACGCCUCUGACGCAAGACUGAAUUCAACUGCAUGGUUUGUCAAUAACAUUGGCGUAUUUAUAACUUUAUUGACUCUGGACGAUCUCUACUCCUUCGGCCCUGAGAGCACGAUGCAAAUCUUCGCUGUGAACCCUGAUAACAUAAAGCUGUUCAAUCAAAAGGCACUUCCGAAGAAAGUCAUCAGCCGCUACACUGAACUCAUCUUUCUAAAAAACCCCAACUUUAAUCUUUUUGACUUGCCUUCGGUUUUGCAGUGCGAUGCCCCAGUAUCGACCUUCACUAAACUAAAUGAGAGUGAAACUAAUGUUAUUCUUGGAAACUUCAAGACAUCUUGCUCCGAUGUGGAUCCUGCGAUAUCUUCUGCUCUCGCGAGAAACAUCAAGACCAUAGAUGCUGGUACUAUUACCAACUUGGGAAGCCAAGUUGUUGGCCUAACAAUUACACAAAUAAACUUAGCACCUCCAUCGGUUCUUAUCAGUAGUCUCUCAACACUGGGCAGUACGUCUGGAUGGUCCCUCGGACAAGCCAAGGCAAUCAUAGGAGUGCUUCUCAGUGGAGAUUUUAAGGUCGACAGUUCCAGCAAGUUGCUGAGUCUUGGAUCGCUGAUUGGCGGGAUCCCUUCAACAGUACUGGCAAAGAUUCAGCCGAUACAAAUUCUUUUAACAAUUCAAAACACAGAAUUUGUAAAAAGCAUACUGGCUGCCCCAGAGAUUGUUCAGAAGACCUUUGUGAGCCAGAUAAUGAAAUUGGGAUCGACACCAUCUGUCUUAAUGACAAGCAUUCCCAGUGACUUGGCCGUUCAAAUUCCAAGAAAGUUCCUGGAGAUUACCACCGAUAUAGAUACAACAGUUCUGCAAGAGUUUAACACAAAAAAGUGGAAACCUGAACAGGCAGUCCUUUUCUUUGAUUCUGUGGCAAAUGCUUUUGAUCAAGCUGAUGACCUGUCGGUGGAAGUUUUGCAAGGAUUUACAUGCUCACGAGUGCAGAAAUUCACCCAAACCAAAGUCAAAGGCCUGAUCAAAGCCUGUCGAAGGAGAUCAGACAGACCUAAGGUGGUGCUGAGCGAGACUCAGCUGACUUGCAUGUACAACCUUAUUAGAAAGGAAUCACCUUUUGAUUUUGAAAACUAUCAUUCAGAUAUGUUGCUGUACUUCAAUUAUGAAACAAUCAACAAAACCCUCUGCAAAGCAUAUUUUACGCAAGUCGGAGCAGCAGAUCUCUCAGUCUUUUCAAGCACACUGAGCGGAAGAAGGGACAUUUUGUUGAGUAAUGCUAUAGAUUGCUUGGGCAUUAAUAGAACAAGCAUCAAGAAAAAGGAUCUGACAGUGCUGGGCAGCUUGACAUGUGCUGUGAGCGGUGACGUCAUCAAAAACUCAGACCCAGAAAUCCUCGAGUACUUGAAGAACUGCACAGAUCUCUCCGAUUCGCAAAUGUUAGCCAUGCAAGAACUUCUUAUGAAGGGAACUUCAAAAUAUGGACCAAAAGAAAAGUGGAAUCAGAAAACACUUGAUGAUCUGGACAUUCUGCCUUUGUACCUCUCACAAGACUUUUGGCGAUCAUUCAUAGAGAGUGACUUAGCCAAGUUCUUGAAAAGCUUCUUAAAACGUGUGCGUGGACGAAACACACCGAAGCCACAACUGAAAAAGCUGUUUAAAGCAAUCAUUAUAAAACCAACAAGAGCCAAGAGGGCAGCGAGUGACUGUACCAAGGGCAACAUCACUAGUGUUACCAUCAGCGAUGAUGCCUUCCCCUUUGGAUUUGAUGAUGUGCAGUUUGGCCACUGUCUGAGUUCAACCGUAGUGAGGGACAACCUCGCUAGCCUCUGUGAAAAAAUUGAGGAUAGCACCUUUCAGAGAAUCAUUUUGGACAAACUCAGAGAGAUACUGCCAAAUGGGCUUUCAGAUGAUCAGGUCCAGGUGCUCAAGUCCGUGUCCAGGAACGCAACAGUGGAGGAUAUUAGUAAAUGGAACAUCACUAAAUCCGACACACUGGCAGCGCUCAUGAACGCCAAUGAUGGCGACUGGUCCUCUGCACAGAGCGAACUAAUCAUUACCAGAUACCUAAGCGCCAGCAACAGUCUGACUGCCACUGGGCUCAGUCUUGUGAAAGGACCAAAUCUCUGCUCUCUUAACGCCACCGUGUUGUCAACAAUACUGCCUGAGAGUAUGCGGGAGUCCGAUGCUUUGGAUGUGUCAAAAUGUUCAUCUGAGAAAAAGAAGGUACUCUUCACCAUCGCCAACAAAGCAUUUCCCAUGUCCCCUGCAAGCGGUCAAAGUGCCAUCCUGUCAGCCUUCCAGCUCAUUGAAACCUAUCUGGGAGGUGCAGAUCUAGGCUACAUUAGGAAUCUGUCAUCAUACAGUGUCAGCAUGAGCCUGUCCACUUUCAUAAAUCUGGAUACAAACGUGAUCUCGAACCUCACCAUAUCAGAUGUAGUGGGUCUUCUUGGUAACAAUUUGCAGGAUCUAGAAACAUUUCAAAACCAAACUGCCGUGCGGAGCUGGAUCUCGCUGCAGUUACAGUCAGAGCUGGAUAAACUCAAUCUCUCUCUGACUGGAGGAAAAGCAACAGCAGACACAACAGCUGCUGCCCCGUCUACUAGUACCACUGUGACAACUAAAGCUGCGACUGUCAAAGUCACUGCAGGCGCUCCAGGAAUCCGAGCCAGUGGAUGGAAAGUUUCCUUCAGCAUUCUUGUAUUCAUUAUUACCUUAAUCAAAGUGGAGAUUAUAUAGCAGCACUGACCCCAGAUCAGCCACACUGUAAUCUCACCAAGAUGAUAUAUGUGUGAGACUCUGCAGUUGAAGGAAUACAAAUAUAGAGAAUAUUACAAUCUACUUAAUCUGUUUAUAAUCACAGUCAUCCUAUUGUUCUUCCUAUUCAUAUUUUUCCUACAUAUACAUGACAUAUAUUAUAAUUGACAUAUGGAAAAAGAAAUGUUGCACUACUAGUUAAAGCAAAGGAUUUGAUUAUUGUGCAACUGUCUAAAACUAUAAAGCUUCUAUAUUUAAGUGUUUCAGAUAUUUAGAAUCGUCUUUGUGAAUUUGAAUUCCUUGUGCUUUUCUUGAAUAUGACAAAAAGUAAAAUGUUCUAUGACUGGUACCUGUUUAUUUAUGACAAUGAUCAUAACUAAUAAUGUAAAAUGUAGUUAUGCAGAAAUUAAUAAAAGGUACUCUAUGAUGAACAAAACA